Molecule: messenger RNA, 612 nt
Organism: Neurospora tetraspora
Lineage: Eukaryota; Fungi; Ascomycota; Sordariomycetes; Sordariales; Sordariaceae
Exons: 4
Source: RefSeq, a predicted model, not a curated record
GAGCCUGAUCUUCGUGGGACCUUCAGCAUUCUUUCCACAUGUAUCGUCACCCUUGUCCUCUGCGUUUGGACGGCUAUCCAUCUCAACGCUCCUGAACACAAAGAAGGGGCAAUAAAACUGUACAUGCGCAAGUGUGGGUGGAUGCUUUUGGGCCUACUCAUUCCUGAACUGAUUGCCUAUACCACAUUUCAACAGUACCAGCAGGCCAGAAACAUUGCAAGAGAGAUGAAUUCUUCGGAUGGUUGGGGGUAUCCGAGCUCUAAUUUUGCCAAAGACAACGAUGAUGAUGGCUUACCUCCAACCGAGGAAAAGAGCAAGCGGAGGAGCCCAAAGCGCUCGACCGGAAUUCAACGCACCCGUCUCACAAUAACCAACCGUGGGCUUGAGUGCUUGAAGAACAAUGGAUAUGGCCAUAUUAUCCCAACCCGUUCUUUGGAGCAUAUACGGGAUAAGAGCAAAGGAAACACAAUGGCCAAGAUAUUGGUAUGCAUACAAGCAUCAUGGUUCUGCAUUCAGUGCUUGACACGCUUCGCCCAGGGUCUAGCAAUCAGCCUGCUAGAGCUCAACACAUUCGGCCACGCCAUCUGCACCUUUUUUAUUUACAUCAUGUGA